Molecule: messenger RNA, 750 nt
Organism: Sparassis crispa
Lineage: Eukaryota; Fungi; Basidiomycota; Agaricomycetes; Polyporales; Sparassidaceae
Product: peroxisomal biogenesis factor 11
Exons: 7
Coding region: 1-750 (249 amino acids)
Biological process (GO): regulation of peroxisome size; peroxisome fission
Cellular component (GO): peroxisomal membrane
Source: RefSeq, a predicted model, not a curated record
AUGUCGAGCGUCGCCAACCAAGUCGUUCUUCACCCGCUGGCGUCCCAAUCGCUCAAGCUGCUGAGCACGACGCUGGGGAGGGACAAGCUGUAUCGCGCUGUGCAGUACUUCUCUCGCUUCUUUGCGUGGUUAUUGCUCUCGCGUGGCGAUAAAUUAAACGCCGCUCGCUGGAAUGCGUUGAAGGCACACCUCACGCUGGGCAGGAAGCUCAUGCGGCUCGGAAAGCCCUUGGAGCAUCUCCAGGCUGCAUUGCGUGCUCUGCAUUCGCCAAUUCACUCGUCGACAGAGCUAGGCGAACAGCUUACUACCAUCGCGAGGCAAUUGUCGUACUUCGGCUACCUCAUGUACGAUAGCUUCGUCUGGGCUAACGCCGUCAAGUUCUUCAACCUGAAGCCAUCUACAGGGGAGAACGUGUCGAGGCUCUCCAACCGGUUCUGGUUCGCUGGCAUUCUCUUCAGCAUCACGAACGGUCUCCUUAAGGCUGGUAGACUAGCAAGUGAGGUACAGAGGCUACAGGGCAUGACAGUAGGUGAGAAAGGUGUCGAAGUUGAUCGCGACCUGAAGCUUGCUGCUCUGCGAACUGCACGCGAAGCCACUCGGCACCAAUUCAUCAUCGAUAUUCUCGAUGUGUGGAUCCCUGCCACCAACCUCGGUUUCGUCAACUUCAAUGACGGCGUGCUUGGAAUCUUUGGUUUGGUCACGUCACUCAUGGCACUCAAUCAGCAGUGGGCGGCUGCCGGGCGUAAGUAA